AUGGCUACGUUGGUCGAUCCUCCAAAUGGCAUUGGGAUCCAGGGCAAGCACUACUAUGCAAUGUGGCAAACCCUGUUUGAGAUUGACACCAAGUAUGUGCCCAUCAAGCCGAUCGGUCGAGGGGCAUAUGGCAUCGUGUGCUCCUCAGUGAACAGAGAAACGAACGAGAAAGUUGCGAUCAAGAAGAUCCAUAAUGUCUUUGAUAAUCGUGUGGACGCGCUCAGAACCCUGCGGGAGUUGAAGCUCCUCCGUCACCUUCGUCAUGAGAAUGUCAUAGCGCUGAAGGAUAUCAUGAUGCCGGCCAGCAGGAGUUUCAAGGACGUCUACCUCGUAUAUGAGCUAAUGGACACGGAUCUGCAUCAGAUAAUAAAGUCCUCCCAAGCCCUUUCCAAUGAUCACUGUCAAUAUUUCCUUUUCCAGGUAAGCGCGGCUUCUGCAGUGCCGGUCUUGAUAACUUUCUCUGUAGAAUCGUCACCGGUUGCCCAUCAGAAUCCAAGUUUUCCGGUGGAAGAAAAUAGCGUCCAUGAGCAAUAUAAUAUAACCUCUCAUUAGUUUUCAGCAAGUAAAACAUUUGGGAAAUGCUAAGAUUGUUUUGUAACCAAGAACCAUUAAUUUGUUCUUGCAUUUUCUGUUUUCACAGUAAAAAUCUCCUAAAGUUUCUAGUUUUAUUUCCUUAUGAUUUAUUUUAUUUAAAUAAAUGGUCAGGGUCUUGUGCUCAAGGUAACUGUUGUGGAUUGUUAGGAUUUCGGGUUCAAACCUUCCCACUGAAUUAAUCUUGCCUGCGCUGAGCAGAGCGGAAUCUGUUCAAACGCAUCAUUCAAUUUUUUUUGUCUGAAUGGGCAUCCAUCUUACAAUACCAAUGUUGGAGAUUUUCACAAGACUUUGAGCAGACUCUGCUGAUAAUGUGGAUUCAACCUAUAAUGGCAGCUUUAGGAGGCAUGAACGAAAGAUCAUGAAACUCAAUACUAACUCGGAUUGUUCUUCAAUCAACGGCUGUUAUUUUCCCGUUUUUAAUUUCUAACUUCCUGUUAUUUAUUUACUUAUGUUUGGUUUUACUGAUGCUGGAACUGAAUCAUUUGAGAAUAACAAACUCUGUUCUUGAUCGCGCGAAGCUGCUCCGAGCGCUCAAGUAUCUGCACUCGGCGAACAUCCUCCACAGAGACCUGAAGCCCGGGAACCUCCUGGUCAACGCCAACUGCGAGCUCAAGAUCUGCGACUUCGGCCUGGCCCGCACCAGCAACGCCAAGGGCCAGCUGAUGACCGAGUAUGUCGUCACCCGCUGGUACCGGGCCCCGGAGCUGCUCCUCUGCUGCGACUACUACGGCACCUCGAUCGACGUCUGGUCGGUCGGCUGCAUCUUCGCCGAGCUGCUCGGCCGCAAGCCCAUCUUCCCCGGCACCGACUGCCUGAACCAGCUGAAGCUCAUCGUCAACAUCCUCGGCACCAUCAACGAUGCGGACCUCGAGUUCAUCGACAACCCCAAGGCCCGUAAGUACAUCAAGUCCCUCCCCUACACCCCCGGGAUCCCUUUCUCCACGCUCUACCCCCAUGCAAACCCACUGGCCAUCGACCUGCUCAAGAAGAUGCUGGUAUUUGACCCCUCCAAGAGGAUCAGCGUCACCGAGGCCCUGCACCACCCCUACAUGUCGCCGCUCUACGAUCCCAACUCCAACCCCCCUGCCGAGGUCCCCAUCGAUCUCGACCUCGAUGAAGACCUCGACGAGGAGUCGAUCAGGGAGAUGAUGUGGAGAGAGAUGCACUUCUACCAUCCUGAAGUCGCCGCUGCUGCUCCUGCUGCUGCUGCUGCUGCUGCUGCUGUUGCUGUUGCUGCCCCGGUGGUGGCCUCGUAA
Messenger RNA from Spirodela intermedia, 1850 nucleotides. Lineage: Eukaryota; Viridiplantae; Streptophyta; Magnoliopsida; Alismatales; Araceae. The record is from the annotation of a GenBank genome assembly.